Ostreococcus tauri is the source of this 672-nucleotide messenger RNA. Its product is annotated as unnamed product. The transcript has 3 exons. The record is from RefSeq and is a predicted model, not a curated record. NCBI's taxonomy places the organism in Eukaryota, Viridiplantae, Chlorophyta, Mamiellophyceae, Mamiellales, Bathycoccaceae. Bases 1 to 672 code for a protein of 223 amino acids.
AUGGCGAAGCGGAAAACGGCGAAAUUCGAUGAUGCAUGGAACAAGAGGAAGCGGGUGCUCAAGAAGCUUCCCUUCCUCGAGCGCUUGACAACAUCGAAGAGGGAGGAAGAGCCACGUAUCAGCCCCGCGAAGCAUACAUUUGACAUCAGAGACGUGUGCGAGGUAGAAGAAAGUGAAGUAGCCGUCGGUGCCGUGGUAGUUGCUGACAGCGAUGGUGAUGAAGAUGGAAUCAGAGACGACGAAAUCCUCUCGUCAGGUGACGAGCAUGUGGACCAGUACGUCAAAGACACAGACGACCGAGUCAUGUUACCACUUGUAAACGUUUCGAAUCGAACGGAAAUGACAUGUGUAGGUAACCUCGAUGAAAACAUGCAGGUACAGGAUGAUGACUCGCGUCCCGCUCGGGACAAGGCAAAGGCAAAUUUUGCACAGAAGGCAGCUCGCAAGAAAAUUGAAUCGAUAGAUAGAGUAAGCGCGCGAAGUGCGUCGGUUCUCGCGCGGUUCUCGUCGAUUCGUCACCUCCGUAUCAGCUCGUAUCAGCUCGUACCAGCUCGUACCAGCUGGUCAAUACUGUUUACCCAUACGAUUAACACGUUCGGACAUUCGGCUGGUACGUACCAGUACGCUGAUACGUAUCAGGAAAUUCCUGAUACGCAUUUCAAGCAGUCCUAA